GGGGAUUUUGGUAGCGUAGCCAACACAGCGACCGGCGCUCUGGAGGAGUUUGACGUGGCACUCCGCUUUCACUGAGAGCUACAGACGGAGAAGAGGACUCUACCCUAAUAUUCAGGUCGUCAAAACCCUUUCACCUUGGCAUGAGAAGACAGUGACAGUCAUCAACAAUGAGUCAACAGGGUUAUGUUGCCGCGCCUCCGUACUCCCAGGCCCAGCCGGGGAUGGGGGGCUACCAAGGUGGAUUUGGACCCGGUCCGGCGCAGCCCCUCUACGGGCACUACGGGGGGCCGCCCCAGGCAUUCAAUGCUCCACCAGCUGGUAUGAUGAAAUCGCCGGUUUCUUCGGCUGCUGGCAUGCCGCCGCCUCCAGCGUCCAGUCAGUACAAUCCAAAUGUCCAGCAGAAUGGUGCUCACCCACAAAGGUACCCUGCGCCGCCCGCUGCGACGGCUACUUACGGGCAGCCUCCAAACAUGCCGUACAACAGCAUGGCGUCACCUGGCCCGCCUCCAGCACAGCAGCUCACCAAUCAGAUGAGCCAAAUGAACCUGGGCAGCUAUGCCCCAGGUCCCAUGCAGAGCCCUCCUCCUCCAACAAACUCCGUGGCUCAGCAGCCUUUUCAGACAUCACCUCCACCAGCGAUGGGUCAGCCACAGAUGCCUCCGGGCCCGCUGUCGCCCCACAUGUCCCCCCAGAUGUCUCCGACAAUGUCACCCCCAGCGUCCAUGCCAAUGGGAGGCCAGGCAAUGGCGGGCCCACCGAUGGCAGGCAUGGGAAGACCCUUCCAGGGUCCGCCUCCUCCAGGCCCUGGAGGCUUUCAGCAGCAGCCUGGUCCUGGACCUGCAGGUGCACCGGGAUACCCGCAGCAAGCAGGUCAGUUCGGGGGACUCAUGUCUGGGCCCCAGCCAGGUAUGCCAGGGGGCUUCCCUGGAGCGCCAGGCGGACUGGCUGGCCCACCACAGAAGAAACUGGACCCGGACUCUAUCCCCAGCAUAACUCAGGUCAUAGAAGAUGACCGAGUGAAACAAGGGGCGCAGGUCUUCAGCACAAACGUCAGGGGACAGGUUCCACCUCUGGUCACCACUGACUUCACAGUACAGGACCAAGGAAACGCCAGUCCCAGGUUCAUACGCUGCACCACCUACUCAUUACCCUGCUCCACUGAUCUGGCCAAACAGUGUCAAGUGCCCCUGGCUUCCAUCAUUAAACCCUUUGCCAGUUUGCCAAAGAAUGAGACUCCUCUGUACGUGGUGAACCACGGCGAGACGGGUCCAAUCCGCUGCAAUCGCUGCAAGGCCUACAUGUGCCCCUACAUGCAGUUUAUUGAUGGAGGCCGCCGCUACCAGUGUGGAUUCUGCAACUGUGUCAACGAAGUGCCGGUCUUCUACUUCCAACAUCUUGACCACAUGGGCCGGAGAGUGGACUUCUACGAGAGGCCCGAACUGUCUCUGGGAUCCUACGAGUUUGUGGCCACUCUGGACUACUGCAAGAACAACAAGGUCCCGAACCCCCCUGCCUACAUCUUCAUGAUUGACGUGUCCUACAACAACAUCAAAAGUGGCCUGGUCAAACUGAUAUGUGACGAGCUGAAGACUCUGCUGGAGAAGCUACCCAGAGAGGAAGGCGUGGAGAGCUCGGCGGUAAAGGUCGGCUUCGUCACCUACAACAAGGUCCUGCACUUCUACAACGUGAAGAGCGCCUUGGCCCAGCCGCAGAUGAUGGUGGUGUCAGACACGGCCGAGAUGUUCGUCCCGCUGCUCGAUGGCUUCCUCGUCAACUACCAGGACUCAAGGGCCGUUAUCUACAACCUCCUCGACCAGAUCCCCGACAUGUUUGCAGACACCAACGAGAGUGAAACGGUCUUUGCCCCCGUCAUCCAAGCCGGCAUGGAGGCAUUCAAGGCAGCAGAAUGCAGCGGAAAGCUCUUCAUCUUCCACUCGUCCAUGCCCACGGCCGAGGCCCCCGGGAAGCUGAAGAACAGAGAUGACAAAAAGCUGGUCAACACGGAGAAAGAGAAAAUGCUGUUCCAGCCUCAGAAAGGUGUGUAUGAGCAGCUGUCCAAAGAGUGUGUGGCGCAGGGCUGCUGCGUGGAUCUCUUCCUUUUCCCCAGCCAGUACGUGGACCUGGCCACCAUGGCCGACGUGCCCUCGCACACUGGAGGCUCCGUCUACAAGUACAACAACUUCCAGAUGGAGACGGACGGGGAGCAUUUCCUGAGAGAUCUGAGGAAAGACGUGCAGAAGAGCAUCGGAUUUGACGCCAUCAUGCGCGUUCGUACCAGUACAGGUUUCAGGGCCACAGACUUCUUCGGCAGCAUCCACAUGAACAACACCACGGACAUAGAGAUGGCGGCCGUGGACUGCAACAAGGCUGUGACGGUGGAGUUCAAGCACGACGACACCCUCAGCGAGGAGACGGGGGCUUUCAUGCAGUGCGCCUUGCUGUACACCACCAUCGGCGGGCAGCGACGCCUCCGCAUUCACAACCUCAGCCUGAACUGCAGCUCCCAGCUGUCCGAGUUAUACAAGAGCUGCGAGACGGACUCGCUCAUCAACUUCUUUGCCAAAUCAGCUUACCGUGCCAUACUGAACCAGCCUCUGAAGAAUGUGAGGGAGAUCUUGGUCAACCAGACGGCUCACAUGCUGGCCUGCUACAGGAAGAACUGCGCCAGCCCCUCCGCCGCCAGCCAGCUGAUCCUGCCCGACGCCAUGAAAGUGUUCCCGGUCUACAUGAACAGCCUGAUGAAAACCGCACCCCUGGUGGGCAGCACGGAGCUCUCCACAGACGACAGGGCCCACCAGAGGCUGUCGGUCAUGGCCAUGGGGGUGGAGGACACGCAGCUGCUGCUCUACCCACGCCUCAUCCCACUGCACAACAUGGACGUUAGCAGCGAGGCGGUGCCCACACCCGUGCGCUGCUCCGAGGAGCGUCUUGUAGACUCCGGCAUGUUCCUGCUGGAGAACGGCCACUCCCUGUUUCUGUGGCUGGGCCAGGCGAGCCCGCCCGACCUCGUCCAGAGCAUCUUCAACCUGCCCUCCCUCGCCCACCUGCAAGGACACAUGUGUGCGCUCCCAGAGCUGGACAACCCGUUGUCAAGGAAGGUCAGAUCCAUCAUCGACGGCCUUGUGGAAAAGAGGCCAAACUCUAUGAAGCUCCAAAUUGUGAGGCAGAAAGACAAACCAGAGAUGUUGUUCCGUCAGUUCCUGGUGGAGGAUAAAGGCCUGCACGGCGGAGCCUCCUACAUGGACUUCCUUUGCUAUGUUCACCGAGAGAUCAGGCAGCUGCUCACUUAACCCCGCCCCCACCGUACUUGCCCUCCCCUUUUCCAACUGACCUGGGAGAAAUCUAAAGGGACCACACACGAAUCUCGCCGGGUCAGUCUCAGUGGGUUCCGUUUGAAUCCUUUAGGGCGAUCCGCAGCAAGUGUUUUUACUAAGACAGAGGGAGGAAGAAGGAACCAAGGAGAGCCUCUUGAGAUUCAACCUCCAGACUCCAAAGCUGCCUUUGUCAUCGUUUAGUAUCCAACACAGUAUGAUCUUCAAAUAGCAACUUGUCACUUUAGGGACCUCUUCAUUCCAGAGGAGAGAAAUGUACAAAACAUGGAGAAUUUCCCGCUUAUAUACUUUGUGAGAUGGACUGACCGGAAUAACAUCAGCGCCAGGGGCUGAAAUGCAUCUUGGCACGAGGCCCAUUGGCAUAAGCAAUACAAUAUCCACCGUGUAUUCGACUGGUUGAAGUAUUUUUCAUUUCACUCUGUAGAUUGUCUGGAUCCGACAAGGGGUUAUUUGUUGGCCAUACUGUAAAUAACCAAGUCUUGUUACCCACUCAAGAGUCUUAAAUGAUUUGAAGUUUUUUUUUUUGUUAACAAUAAAUGCGCAAUUUUAUCAGGGUUUUGCCGUCUGACUGGAAAAUACAUAUCAGGAAAUGUUUAAACGAUAAAUCCACACUACUUGUCAAAUCAUAUUUCAACAGAAACAAAAGCCAUCGGCUGUUAUUACAACAUAAGUGAUCCAAAGUAUUCAGUUCACACAUGCCCCCACCAAAAAUCUCAUUCUUUGACCAUUUAUGGCCGAGAUUUGAUCUUCGCAAUGGGCAGUGAUGCGGAAAAGCUUUUGUUAUGGUGUUCCGAGUACACAAUGAAACGAACACAGCUGUCGCUCUACGUAAAUGCCAACGCAUGCGUCCUGAUGAAAAAUCACACUUUUAGUUCCCCCUGGUCCCUGAAUAAAAAGAAUAUUUAAUAAGGAGGGGCAUGAAGGAGGCAUUAAAAACGUUUAAAGUUCAUGAAAUCUUGUCUACAGUGAUAAUAUUUAACAUUUCAGUACCGUACCGUCUCAUUUGUUUUUAUUGUAAUUGUUUCAGUGUAAUUCAUAGUCAUUUGGAGAAACGUCGUCUUAUCUUGUGUAUGUGCAGCCUACGACAAGUUUUUACAUGAAUGGUGCGACUUGUUUUCAAAGAUAUUACCACCUGCCUUAAGUUGAUGUAAUAGUUGUUUGAAAUAUACACAUGUCCUGGAGAUAUAUUACUUCUGUUUGGUCUGUAUGCAAACUUAUCUCAGGUAAUUUCCGAACCUUAAGAUGAAAACAGUGAUUUGAAUCCAACUGGAAAGAUGUUGCCUGUUGCCAUUUCAUCCCUAAACAGCAUUUUGUCUAAUUAAAGUCUAUACUUUAA
Mugil cephalus (flathead mullet) is the source of this 4668-nucleotide messenger RNA. It is a transcript of the gene sec24d, whose product is annotated as SEC24 homolog D, COPII coat complex component. Gene Ontology annotation, biological process: intracellular protein transport; COPII-coated vesicle cargo loading; endoplasmic reticulum to Golgi vesicle-mediated transport. Gene Ontology annotation, cellular component: COPII vesicle coat; endoplasmic reticulum exit site. NCBI's taxonomy places the organism in Eukaryota, Metazoa, Chordata, Actinopteri, Mugiliformes, Mugilidae. Gene Ontology annotation, molecular function: zinc ion binding; SNARE binding. The record is from RefSeq and is a predicted model, not a curated record. The transcript is spliced from 23 exons. The coding region runs from base 168 to 3290 and encodes 1040 amino acids.